AUGGAGAUUGGAGAUAUAACAAACCUUGCAAGUUUUGACCUUUCUUACAACAAUUUCUCCGGCAUGAUUCCAAGCACCAUAGGGAAAUGUUUGGCCUUGGAAUUACUUUACAUGCAACACAAUUCAUUUGAAGGGUCCAUCCCGUACAUAGCUGACUUACAAAACCUACGGGAGCUAGACCUUUCAAGAAACAACUUAUCAGGAGAAAUUCCACCUUGGACUAUGAAUCUUUCCUCCCUACUGUACCUGAAUCUUCCAGACAACAAUUUAGAGGGUGAGGUUCCCGUCCAAGGAGUAUUCUCAAAUUCAACCGCAUUACAAGUUGAGGGGAAUCCCAAGCUUUGUGGUGGAAUCCAAGAGUUUGAUUUACCACCUUGCCCGAAGCAAGAAAACAAUAGAACAAAGAGGAAGCGUCUUACACCCGUUCUGACUACAAUUAUCAGUAUUGUUUUAUUUGCUGCAAUAGCAUGUUUUCUGCUUUCUAUGUUUUUUAUUAAAAGAUCCAGAAAACGAAGAGAUGCAACAUCUACAUCUGGGCAUCUCAUCUUCCCCAUGAUUACAUAUAAGGAGCUUCAUGAUGUAACUAAUGGUUUUUCUUCAGAUAGGUUGUUAGGAUCAGGCAGUUUCGGCACUGUGUACAAAGGAAUUCUUCACUCAUCGAAUGAAAAUCCAGUUGCAGUCAAGGUACUCAACCUCCAAAGUCACGGUGCAUCUAAAAGCUUCAUGACUGAAUGCCACGGCUUGAGAAACACCCGGCAUAGAAACCUGGUGAAAGUCAGAACUGCAUGCUCCAGCAUUGACAUCAAAGGAAAUGACUUUAAGGCCAUAAUGUAUCAGUUCAUGGAAAAGGGAAGCUUGGAGGAGUGGUUACAUCAAGAAUACUGCAAUGAGUAUGGCAUGGGUGCUGAGGUCGCCGUAACAGGAGAUUUGUAUUGUUAUGGGAUCCUAUUGCUGGAGAUUUUCACUGGAAAAAGACUGGCAUUACCAGAUCAAAUAAUGGAUAUUGUUGAUGGAUCCGCUCUCUGUGGAGAAAUGACAGGAGAGGAUGCUAACAAGAAUAUAAGUAGUGAACAGAUCAAGUGCUUGGUUUCUAUUUUCCAACUUGGGCUAGCAUGCUCAGCAGAAACACUACAAGAGAGAAUUAACAUGGAGCAAGUUUACAGGGAAUUAAUAAUAAUCAGAGACCGGUUUCUGAAGUAA
Solanum tuberosum (potato) is the source of this 1200-nucleotide messenger RNA. RefSeq names its product probable LRR receptor-like serine/threonine-protein kinase At3g47570. The record is from RefSeq and is a predicted model, not a curated record. Gene Ontology annotation, molecular function: protein kinase activity; protein binding; ATP binding. The coding region runs from base 1 to 1200 and encodes 399 amino acids. The transcript has 3 exons. Lineage: Eukaryota; Viridiplantae; Streptophyta; Magnoliopsida; Solanales; Solanaceae. Gene Ontology annotation, biological process: protein phosphorylation.